This is a messenger RNA of Trichobilharzia regenti, 1733 nucleotides long. The record is from the annotation of a GenBank genome assembly. NCBI's taxonomy places the organism in Eukaryota, Metazoa, Platyhelminthes, Trematoda, Strigeidida, Schistosomatidae.
UCAGCCUCUCCAUAAGGUCGUGUGCGCCUUUAUCCAUUGCCUUCUUUAUAGUUGCCACAUGUACGAGAACGUCGUCCUUUAUAACUAUUUUUUAACAUUGCAUUAUUCAUAUUUAAACGACUUAUUACCAUAAUGCGCCGUUUUUUAGCCUUCUGAUUGGUCGAAGUUGUCCUUGUCAAGGUCAUUUGUCCGUUCGCCAGGUAGUUACGGUUACCACACGGUUUCAUUAUCACUCGGUCGUGUUUGCAGUGCUUUGCGCAGCAUAUGUGAACUUCAAAAUCCUCAGCUCGAACUUAAUGUAUUAUAUCGUAAGGUUAAGAUAGAGAAGAGUGUGGGGGAAUAUGACACUGCAGCAUCUCUUUGCUUACAAUAUAUUCGAAACUUGGAAAAGUCUAGUAAUCGUAAUCAGCCACAGAUUGCUACUUUUCUUUGUAUUUUAGCGGAGAUUUAUCGGGAACAAGGUAAAUACGAUGAUGCCUGUGAUCUCCUUAAUCAGGCGAUGUGUAUGUGGGAGAAGACUUUGGGGCCAAAUCAUAUAUUGAUAGCAUCUAGUCUAAAUAAUUUGGCUAUUUUACACGCCCAACUUGGUCAGUACGCUGAGGCUGAAUCAUUAUGUCGACGUGCGCUUGGUAUACGUGAAAAUUUAUUCGGUGCAGAUCAUUUGAGUAUUACAAAUGAGUUGAGCAAUUUGAUUGUGCUUUGUCAAAAUCAAGGCAAAUUCGAAGACGUGGUAACUGCAUAUCGGCGUGCUUUACAAAUAUAUUCAAAACAACACGAACCGCCAUCCCCGGUAAUACGCAAAGCUAAAAAUGAUUUGGCUUCUGUUCUUUUGAAACUUGAAAAUAUAACAGAAGCUGAAUCUCUACUGAAAGCAGUUUUAACACCAGAUCAAUAUAACCACUCGUCAUUACAGCAACAAAGAAACCACCAAGAGAACAACAGCUUAUCACAUUCAGAAAGUGUUGACCAAGAUCCUAUCGCAAUUCAUUCUUUAUCCCAACUUAGUAUCAGUGAUCGUGAAGUAGACACAGGAAGUGUUUCACCGUGUAAUGGUGAUUCAACAAAACCACCUAGCCGAAUGAAUUCAUCUGGGCAACAAGUAGUCGAACCUUUAUGGGUUAUCGUGGAGCAAUAUGUUAAAGAUACUGAUUCUAUCAAUCCACAGUUUUCACUUGUUACAUGGGCGUCAGAAGCAAAAAUAGAACUAUCUAUUGUCCAUAAUGCAGUUCAAAAUUUGUCUAUUGUUUAUCAAAGGCAAGGAUUCCAUUCUCAUGCUAGUUUAUUGCAAGAAUGGCUUCAUGAAGAUGGAAUUACCGAAACUAACUGAGCCUAUAUCACAUUGAAAUCACACAUCUGGGGUGAUUUCAUCAUAAGUUCAAUCUAAAAAGAGUGUCAGCAGUCUUCAGGUAUAUAUAUAUAGGCCUUUCCUUGUGAAAGUAUGCUUAUUUGUUCUCAAUGCAGUAACUAGUUGGGAAAUCAAAUAUCGUUUGUAUAAAUUUGGAGGCUGACAAUAAUAUUAACAAAUUUAUUUUCAACAGUGUUCAUGUAAUGUACAGAAUUCUCAGUGCAAUUUAUUGCCUAGUAGUUUCUCUUUCUCCAGGAUCUUGAAGCAAAAUAGUAACGGAUAGUUAAAUCAGGCGCACAUACACAUUCGAUAUUACUGUGAUAAACAGGAAUCACUUACAGACGGUGGCACAGUGGUUAGGACUCUCGCCGACCAUGCACAUGGUCCG